CUUUUUCUCCUUAAAAUAUUCGAUUUGUCUGAUAAUUGUUUUGUUGCUCGUCUAAAUGUUUUUUUUUUUCAAAAGUUUUAUCAAAAUAGCAAUUGUAGUGAUAUGAAGGCUGUCUUGUGGCAUAAGAUCCUUACAUGUUCAGUGGAUCACUCGCGCUACAGAAAAGCCCUAUAUUUACAAAGAUUAGUGCGUAACGUAACUUUGGAAUGGAAUUUAUGAACACACAGAAAUACAAUUUCUCAUAAUUUUCAACAUUAAAAAGGCUGCCAACUCUGCGGUUAUUCAUGUCGCGUCGUUAAAAUAAUAUAAAGAGUUCUAAACCUACAUUCGCAAAGGCAUGAAGACCUAAUUUUAAAGCCGAUAAUUAAAUUAUAGAAGAGAGGAAACCGUAGAGAACAUUGAACGGAAAAAGGCAAACGGUGGUAGGGGAACACGUGCGUCGCACCUAGUAUUGCUACUGCUGCUGCUGUUUGCGCAAGAGAGAGGUUACCCAUUUGUUGUUGGAAUUGAGUGUAAACUUGGUGGAAAUGUUUUUGGAUUGAUAAAAUAAAAUUGAACAGAGGAAUUAGCUACUGAAAAGCAAUUAAGCUGCUUUAUAAAAAAGAAGCAAAAAAGGAAAAGAAUGAAACUACUUUUGUAUGUUAAAAGCAAAAUGUAGUGCCUUUGGAUAGUAAAACUGCUGUGUAUAAGAUUUUUUUUUUAACGUUGAUGUAACAUACCCUUACGACAUAAAAAUAUAGCUAAUUUUAAUAAUCAGGUUAUAAGAAUUACAAUGUCGUUCAUAAAUAAUCUGAAGAAGGUGUUCCACCUUGGAGGUGGGGAGGCGAAGAAGAAACGCCUUUACAAUAAUAUCAAAAUGGAUACCGACCCGGCGGAGUUUUGGGAAAUGGUGGGUGAGCUGGGCGAUGGCGCUUUUGGCAAAGUAUAUAAAGCGCAACACAAGGAACACAAACGUUUUGCAGCGGCGAAAUUAUGCACAUUGGAAGAUGAAGAAAAUCUUAGUGAUCACAUGGUUGAGAUCGAUAUUUUAUCAGAGAUAAAACAUCCAAACAUUGUGGAAUUGUAUGAGGCGUUUUCAAUAGAGGACAAAUUAUGGAUGCUAAUUGAGUAUUGCGAUGGUGGUGCUUUAGACAGCAUAAUGGUGGAAUUGGAGAAACCGUUAACGGAACCACAAAUCGCCUAUGUUUGCCGACAUAUGACUGAAGGUUUAAGUUUUUUACAUAAAAGUAAAGUAAUUCAUCGUGAUUUGAAAGCCGGAAAUGUACUGCUAACAAUGGAGGGGGGUGUAAAAUUAGCUGACUUUGGCGUCUCGGCAAAAAAUAAGCAUACUCUACAGAAGCACGACACAUUUAUAGGUACACCUUAUUGGAUGGCGCCCGAGCUUGUGCUCUGUGAAACAUUUCGGGAUAAUCCUUACGACUUAAAAGUGGAUAUCUGGUCACUGGGCAUAACACUAAUUGAGUUAGCGCAAAUGGAACCACCAAAUAGUGAAAUGUCACCGAUGCGUGUUUUAUUGAAAAUACAAAAAAGUGAACCUCCAACACUGGAUCAGCCUUCAAAGUGGAGUAAGGAAUUCAAUGAGUUUCUAAAGAGAACUUUGGUCAAAGAUCCACAACAACGCCCAACCACAGAUAUUUUAUUACAGCAUAGAUUCAUUAAUUGUGAACUAGACGCUAAACCUAUAAAAGACUUAUUAUUAGAAUAUAAAGCUGAAGUUGUUGAAGAAGUCGUCGAUGAUGAUGCUGAGGAACCCCGCAACUCGGCGCUCCGGCUCGACCUGGACGAUGACUCUGCCUCUUUGCAGAGCCAAGAUAUUGACAAACUUCCAGGUACCCCAACAUCAGUAUCUAUGGACUCUAAAGAACCAAAUCAAACAAAUAGUAUACCACAAAGUAAACUAUCACAACAAGGAGGAGCCGCAGAUAAUGUUUCUCCCAUAUUGCAAAAAAGUCUUGAAAAUAAUAUAUCAUCUUCCAAAGAAGCAAAGGAGGAUGAACAAACAAAAAGCGUUAACAAUGCGCCAAAGGAAAAUGAUACGAGUAAGCCGCGUUCACCUGGAGUGGCCACUAAACAAGCAGCUGUUGCUACUACACCUGCUGUUGAAGCUGACAGUCUUCCUGAGAAAAGCAUUGACGCUGAGAGGAAGAUUCCCAAAAAAGAGAAGGGUAAGGCACCGCCACCUCCAUCUGCUGCUGUGAUUACAAAAACGCCAGAAACUCCAGCAGCAGUAAAAGCACGCACAGAAUCGGAGAAGCGAACCAACGACGAAUACACCCGCACAGCCGCAUCAGUCAAAACAGAGCUGACCAAGAAUGUAGAAAUCGAUGUGCUAACGCCUGCAUUGCAACAGUUCGUUAAUGAACCGCAAGAACAGGCGCAGCCAUUGCCAUCACCAUCACCGCCAUCGCCGACCACAUCGUCAGCAGCGGUUUCGGUUAAUUCAACUUCGUCGUCGGUGAAGAGCGGCGCCAUGCUAAGCUCGACCACUUCGCUUAUCACCAUUAAUAGCGAGGCUUCGCCAUCCAGCACGCCAACACGUUCAUUUAACAAUCAGGCACAGCAACAAAAUGUCGUUCAUCCCAACAGCUUGGAAGCCAGUGGCAGUCAAAUAAGAGUUGUGACCAGCACGCAUCCACCAGUCAUAAUUGACAAUUCGGUGGUGCCCGCUGCAUCACCUCAAAGUGAAGUGAUAAUUGUUUCAAACGAUUUGAAUAAGAGCACUCAUGUGCCAGAAUCUUCGACUGACGACGAUUUCACUUCGUUCGACGACAGUCUAGGCGAUUCACCGCUAUCGCCUCGACAGUCAUCUAUGAUAGUGGCUGUGUGUGAGAAGGGAGGCGAAGAAACGGAUAAGGGCGAAAUGAAUGCCGAAGCCAAUCAGUCCAUUAUCGGCAAAAGAUCGCGUGCACGAAAACUGGACGAGAGCGAGGUGCUAAUCGUUAGCCCAUCUUUCGUUGAUGAUGACUCUGCCUACAAUACAGCAACGGGCAGUCACGAUCAUAGUGAACACCUAAUGGACACCAGCCAUGUGUCCGUUGUGACUGUCGGCGAUGAGAUAAAAGUUAAGGACAGUAGUCAUCUAAGUAGCGAUCAAUACGAUACAACAUUAAGCAACGAAAACAACAACUUAAAUAGCCAACGACCAUUUAUAAAGAAUCACCAAAACGGCCAAAUUAUCACGGGCACACCAACAGAAGAUGUAAAUAUUAUUAUAAAUCGUAACACGCCACAAGACAUUAGUGUCGGUAAACGACCGUCACCGGAUAAUAGCGUGGGCUCAAUGGAUUCACGCACACUUAGCGAAAGCGGUUCGCUACGCUCUAGUGGCGGUGUUAUUCGACGAGCUGUAGGUUUGAAUAUUGCAACAGUUGAUCAGAGUGACGUUGAAAGUAUCGGCACCACAACUAGUCAUGAUAGUCGUAAUGAGGCGGAGGGCCCCAUAAUGGGGUCUAAGAUUCCUGAGGAUGAAGAAGUUGUCAUUCGACGUAAACAAGGACCUCUAUCGCCGAAAAUAGUAGCACCACCUGCUCCGACUAAAGAGGAAAUCGAACUGCGUAAUCUACGUAAGAAAACGCGAAAACGUACGCGAAAAUUCGAAAUUGAUGGUGUACAAGUGACCACAACCACCAGCCGUGUCAUAUACGGCGACGAAGAGACUGGACGACUUUACGAUGAUCAUGUGUUCCGCAAGCAAGAAUUGCGAGAACUAAAAAUGUUGCAAAAACAAGAGAAGAAACAACAAAACGACUUGCAAUUGAAGGAGCAAAUUGCUAGGGAACAGCAGGAUCGUCGUUUCGAACAGGAACGCAUUUCAUUGGAGAAGACUUAUGAAGCCGAUAUGGAUACAUUGGCAAGACAACAGAAGCAAUUGAUUGAGAAAACGGAACAAGCGCAGGAACAUGAGCUACGAACAUCUUCGAAGCGCAUUCGGUCCGAGCAAGAACAAGAAUUGAAGAUCUUCCGUGAGAAUCUUAAACAAGAAAUUCGUUUGCUGAAACAAGAAGUAGAUUUACUACCCAAAGAUAAACGCAAAGACGAAUUCAAGCAACGUCGUUCCGCUAUGGAACUGGACCAUGAGGAGAAAGAGCGCGCUUUCCUAGAUUCGCUCAAAGAACGCCAUGAAUUGUUGUUGCGACGGUUGAGUGAAAAACAUCGCGAUCAUCUUGCCACAAUCAAUCGCAAUUUCCUACAGCAGAAGCAAAAUGCCAUGCGUACACGCGAAGCACUGCUGUGGGAGUUGGAAGAGAAGCAAUUGCAUGAGCGCCAUCAAUUGGCCAAGCGGCACGUAAAGGAAUUAUGUUUCAUGCAGCGCCAUCAAAUGAUUGUGCGACAUGAGAAAGAGUUGGAUCAGGUGAAGAAAAUGUUGCAACGCAAAGAGGAGGAUAUGAUUAAGAAACAGGCCUUGGAGAAACGAGCGUUGCCAAAGCGAAUUCGUGCGGAACGUAAAGCACGAGAUUUAAUGUUCCGUGAAUCUUUGCGGAUAUCAACAAAUCUUGAUCCCGAAGUCGAAAGAGAGCGACUUAAGAAGUUCCAAGAGCAAGAAAAGAAACGUUACACGCAAGAGGAGCGACGAUUUGAAAUUAAACAUCAAAAGCAACUGGAGGAAUUGCGCGCAACACGUGAGGGAGCGAUAAGAGAGCUUGAGCAGUUGCAGAAUGAGAAACGCAAGGCUUUGGUCGAACAUGAACAAGCCAAGUUGACGGAUAUCGACGAGCGACUAAAGGCCGAGUUGCGUGAAUGGAAGGAACAAUUAGUACCUAGAAAGCAGAAACUUAUCGAUACUCUUAACGAAAUGUCCGAGCGUUUUGAGAAAAAAUACGGUCCUAUACCAGAUCGUGUGCCAUUCACAUUGAAAGAUAUUGAGGUGCCAUUGCAACUGCGUGGAUUUUUCAAUGAUGCGCCACGUUCUCUGCCACGUGGUCUCUUCCUCAGCGGCAAUCAGAUGCUGCGAUCGCGCACCUACUUCUCUCUAUCGUUAGAUCCACGCGCCAAAUUCCACGGUUCCACACCCGAUUUAAGUCGCAGUGUACCUACAACACCUGUAUUUCGUAAAUUUGGUCCAACCAAAGAGCGCAGUGAUAGUUUGGCACUAGAGAGAGCACCUAGAUUACGAGAGGAACGCUUCACAGAUGAAAUUGUGGAAUUGCGACAAGCACACGGGGUACUAACGCCACGCUUUGUGUCCGCAGCGGCAACGGCAGCAUCAUCAUCAGCAGCUGGUGUCGUCAAGGUCGAUAUGCCGAGUGAUGUCGGCCAAUUGAAGGCAAUUAAUGUGCAAACUCCCACACUGGGCGCCAGUCGACAAGUGGAUUCAGAGCGACCUUUGCUGUCUACCUUCCGUAGUACAAUGCCGCCGCAGAGUAGUCACAAUAAUGAGUUGACAAAAAACAUGAAUACAAACAUAUAUUCCACACCACACGCUGAUAUUGUAAGCAAUCGUUUUAAUAAAAAAGAGAAUUUAAAAGUUGAUGAACCAACAACAACCAUAUCAGAAACAACAAUAUCCAAUAAACCAGACCUGCGCCAUCAAGCGCAAAAUCUAUUAUAUUCCUCAUCGUUUGCUAUAAAACGGCCCAGCUUAUAUGGAACGGGUCGCUCUUCGUUAGGCAGUACGCAAUCAUUGUAUGACAUAUACGAGGGUACAACACGUUUCAACACUCCGGCUGAACGCGUUGAGCCUGGCGUUAGAUUGCCGAACAAGAAAGCGACCGCUCUACUCGACAGCAUUGAACCCUCCUUGCGCGCCUCAAUCAAAUUGGGUAGUGUACAGGAGGUGAAUAACUUGGAUGAUAAAGAGGUUAAAUAUACAAUCCCCAGGAUUGAAGUAAAAGAUAAAAAGUCGAAGAGAAAUAUAGCAGUCUGUCCUUUAGAUGAGGAUUCCUGGGCUUAGAGCAGUCAAUGUAAAAAAGUGCAAAAGAAAAACAGUUAAAAAAAUAUAGAGAACACAAAACAUGAAAACGUAAAUCAACAAAACUCAGUGGCAUUUAAUGAGAAAACGUGGAAUAUCGUUUAGAACAACAGGGCGUGGUUUGCAAGUGUAUUUUUCCUACUUCUAACUGCAUAUGCUUUAAAAACGAUUUACAUAUACACAUACCUACAUGUACAUAUACAAGGUGGCGCAAAGCUAAACAUCCAAUUUUGUUUUUGAAUAACUUUUUUACGAAAUAAAAAAAGUGAUUUCGAGUGAUGGAAAUCUUUAUUUUGAACUUUACGCACUCCAUUGCUUGUCUGUUUGCAGCUUCUUAGUUCAUAAAUGUCAAAUAUGAUUGACGUAUGACGCCAUUUACAAAAAUUGCUAAUCUUCCCAUAGGGUGAUUAAUUUUACGCCACCUUGAAAUAGAUUCUCUGUUGGCACUAACAUUUCGUAUUUGUUUGCAUUAACUCAUUAAAUGCGGUCACUCGAUGACACAUACUACUACAUUAUUUCUGUGUGUAAAAAUGUAAAUAUGUGGGUGUACGGGUUUGAAGGGUUAACACUAUGUAGCAAAGAAGUAAAUGUUACGGUAGUGAUAUGAAUAACGCAGUUUUGCUGUGAGCUACUGCGAAGAGUUUUUACGCAACAGUCAAAGAUUUCGUUAGAAGAAAGCGAUUUAAUCAAAAACCAGCUUUUUAUUACACAGUGUAAAAGAAUCUGCAAAAUCUACGUAAACUUUCUGACUAACUAAACAUCAAUGAAAUAUUCGUAAAAGAAAUAGACAUUCCUGGUUGCGACUGAAGAAAAUGAAGAAUUAUGAAAAAUGUAAAAUCAAAUAAAUCAUGGCAAAAGUAUUAGAGACCUACACUUUUAUUAUUUGUUUGUAAAAAAAAAGUGCCAAGCACUGCUGUUUGAGUGAAAUCUACGCCUAAAAGAUGCCAUAUUAAAAUUGUCGAGUUUUGAUAUAUCAACAACUACAACCGUUCCAUAUAAUUUGGCGUAUUCAAAGAAGUUUUUUGAGUCUCAAUUUUUGCCGCAAAAAUUGAACUGUCCACCUGUUUGGUUUGCUGUGAAUAUAAUUUUCGUACGUAAUAACGUGCGUAAAUUAAUUUUUGGAAAUGUGAAUAAAAUAAAUUUGCAUUUAAAUUUUCAGAGAAUCGCUUACAUUUCCAUUAUGUAAUGAUUACUUUCAAUUGUUUGUUAAUCUUCCAAUUUUUUUUAAUCUUUAAAUUUUUGGUUUCUUAAAAUAAUAAGAAACAUUAGUUAGUAUUUUUAUUAAUUUUUUUAGUUCUGUUGUUGUUGUAGCUGCAGAAACAUUCCCCAUACAUAGACGGGAAAUGCUGCGAGAGUGACAGUCCUUGGCAAGAAUUCUUUUUUCAUUAAUUUCUUUAUUUAUUUCAUUUAAUUUAUUUUUCCAAAUUUUUAUUUUUUCUUUCGCUCGAAUUUAAUAAUUACUUUUUUUCUUAUUCUAAAAUAUUGAUAAUUUGUAAGUUUUAAUUUUUUUUUUUCGAACUUAUGUUGAAUUUAAAACACUCGAAAGUGCUAUUUAUCAAUAUUUUCAUAAUUUGUUGUUUCAAAUCAAAGCCGUAUGAAUUUUCGAGCCUUUUGUGUGAGUAAAAAAAAAAUUAAAUUAAAAAUAGUCAUACAAAGUAUUCACAUCUGCAUUUUUUAGUGAAAUAAUGUUCAGAAAUAAUAAUUUUUUAAAUUUGCGGUUGAAAAAAAUCAUAAACGUUAAUCAGGUUAAAGGUAAUCAAAAUAAAAAAAAAAACUUUUUUUUGAGAAAAAACUAAAUCAUUAUUUUCGGGCGAAGAAAAUAAAAUCUUGGAUAAUUAAUUUUGUCAAGAAAAAAGUUCUCGGAACAAAUAAUAAAUCAAUAAUUGGUGCGUACACUUCUGCUAGGUGUUUGGAGGAUCUUCUUCUCCUAUUUUUUUAGUGUGCGUCUUGAUGUUGGUCCACAAAUGGAGGGACUUGCAGAUUUUUGCGGACCCCGAAUGGCAAAUGGUUUGUGUGAGGAACCUUUUCAUGGCAAAAAUACAUACGGAGGUUUGCCAUUGCCUGCCGAAGGGGGAACACUUUUCUAUAAUUUGAUGUUCAUGGACGGAGAUUCGCACUAGCGAGUGGUUACAGCGGUUGGAAUAUAUUCAGAAAAUUCAAAAUACAAGUUUUGCACUCGCCUUCAAAGUAUUCGCAACGCACUUAUGCCAGCGUUUUAUCCAGCUCUCGUAACAUUUCAGUAAGUAUUUUCGUUAUAGCCACCAGAGCCGUCCUAGAUUUUUCCAUCACUUCCUUUCGGCUGUUAAAACGCGUUCCCCGUAGUAAUUUUUUGACUCGAUCAAAUGCGCCUGGAUGAUAUUUGUUUCGUUCUUGGUCGAAAAUUCACGGAUAAUGAUGUGCGACAGUGUGAAGGUGUGUUAUCAUGGUGCAAAAUCCACGAAAUGUCUUCCCACAAGUCCUUUCUUUUUAGCGAAUUGCUUCACGCAAACGUAUCAUAACGCCCAAAUAAUAGUCCUAUUAAUUGUUGGACCUUCUGGCAAAAAUUCGUUGUGUACAAUAUCUUUGUAAUCCAUAAAAACCAUGAGCGUUGCUUUCUUUUUUGACUGAAAACGACGGGGGUU
This is a messenger RNA of Anastrepha ludens (Mexican fruit fly), 8529 nucleotides long. RefSeq names its product serine/threonine-protein kinase 10 (gene Slik). Gene Ontology annotation, biological process: protein phosphorylation. The record is from RefSeq and is a predicted model, not a curated record. Gene Ontology annotation, molecular function: protein serine/threonine kinase activity; ATP binding. Lineage: Eukaryota; Metazoa; Arthropoda; Insecta; Diptera; Tephritidae. Bases 773 to 5890 code for a protein of 1705 amino acids. The transcript has 13 exons.